UGUACUGUCAGUAGUCACAGCCCAGCACUGCACCAGAAUAACCAGCAAUGGCUGCUGAUCCAGGCAUCUCUAAAUCACGAGACCAGAUCAUCAGGGUCACCUACCUGCUGACGUCCCUCGAUGUCUCCUGUAUGUUUAUGCAGUUUGCAGUGACACCGUAUCUGGCUAAGAGUCUCGGCUUGGACACGGUGGGAUUUGGCUACCUGCAGACUGUCUUUGGCAUCCUUCAGCUUGUGGGCGGUCCCAUUUUUGGCCGGUUGUCGGAUCAGUAUGGUGCUCGUGCAGCUCUUACGCUUUCCUUCCUAUCGGCCUCCAUCUAUUACCUGAUCAUGGCCUUCACCACCAACAUCCCGUUCCUGUUCCUGUCCCGACUUCCUUCCGUCUUUAUGCACGGUCUACCAGGAGCCCAGAUGAUUGUGACCGACCUGACCUCAGACCAGGAACGUGCUGGGGCCCUGGGGAAGCUCGGCCUCUGUUUUGGAAUAGGAAUCAUUGUUGGAUCUUCCCUCGGAGGCUACCUGGCUACUAGAUUUGGGCUGUACACCCCCUCCCUGAUCGCGCUGGCUGCCAGCCUCGCCUGCUGCGUCAUAGCGAUGAUCUAUAUACCGGCGCAGACCAAAGUAACGGAGGAACCCCGAGCCCCUCAGCAACGGAAAAACAGCGUCUUUAACUUCGGAGAACUUGUCCGGCUCUUACGGUUUCCGGGCGUCAUGGUGAUUUUUAUAGUAAAAGUUCUUUCCGGGUUUCCAAUAGGUCUUUUCAUGAUUAUGUUUCCCAUUGUCUCGACUGACUUCUUUGGCCUUACUGCCGCUACCGCCGGAUAUUUAAUGUCGUAUUUUGGGAUUCUCCAAUUGGUUGUCCAGGGGCUGAUGGUCGGACGUCUGACCAGUCAUUUCUCAGAUGAUACGCUGCUCCGCCUAAGUAUAGUGGUGUCUAUGGUAGUUGGACUGGGCCUGAUAGUGAUGACAAAUGUCUUCCACUUCUGCAUCAUCGCUCUCCCCAUGGUUUUCACCUUUUGCGUUUCUGGCGUCAUCACCGACAGCAUCCUGACCAAGGCCGUCCCUCCAUCAGAAACAGGAGCAAUGCUGGGGAUCUGCGCAUCUAUCCAGCCCCUCACGCGGACCAUAGGACCCACCAUCGGGGGAUACCUGUAUAAACAUUAUGGGGUGCCAGCCUUCGGACUCUUUAACAUUAUAGUCAGUGCGUUGUUGUUAAUGUACCUUGUAAAUAGUCAAACAAAGGGAAACGUAAGGAAGAAAAACUAGUGUCACAUGACAACCUUUAUAGUUAGAUUUUUUAAAUUAAUGUGUGUGUGCGUGUAUAGUGAUUUUUUACAAAGCUAGAUGAUCUUAAAGAAGACCUUUU
Molecule: messenger RNA, 1365 nt
Organism: Hyla sarda
Lineage: Eukaryota; Metazoa; Chordata; Amphibia; Anura; Hylidae
Gene: SLC67A1
Product: solute carrier family 22 member 18
Exons: 10
Coding region: 48-1265 (405 amino acids)
Biological process (GO): transmembrane transport
Molecular function (GO): transmembrane transporter activity
Source: RefSeq, a predicted model, not a curated record